AUGUCCGCCAGCUCGAGCUCGUCGGGCACCAACCCGUUCGCCGCUGCUGCCGCAGUAGCGAUCUCGGCUGCCACCGCUCAACUGAUCAACAUCAAGUCCCACGUACCCGUGACGCUUGAUCUCGGCGACUCCAACUUCGGCACAUGGCGCACCUUCUUCCUCAUCGCGUUCCGCAAGUUCGGUGUCCUCGACCACAUCGACGGCACUCGGUUCGCCAGCCUGAUGCUUGACGACGCCGAGUGGACGCAGAUCGAUACUUGCAUCGUCUCCUGGCUCUACACCACGCUCUCCUCCGACCUCCUCUCCGCCGUCAUCCAGCCGGCCGACGACACCUACACCACCUGGACCGCCAUCACCGACCAGUUCCUCGACAACGUCGUGUAUCGCACCGUCCAGGCUCGUCAGCAGUUCCACGGGCUUCAUCAGGGGGACAUGACGAUCACGGAGUACUGCGGCCAGCUCAAGGUCCUGACCGACACCCUCCGCGACGUCGGUGCUCCCGUCUCCGACCCCGACCUCGUCGUCAGCCUCCUCAGCGGCCUCAACGAUAAAUUCACCAACUGCGUCACCACCAUCUCCGCCGCGCGCCCCAGGAUGACGUUUCGCCAAGCCCGGUCGUUCCUCCUACAGGAGGAAAUCUGGAUGAACACACGGGCUCAGAAGGCUGCCGCCACCGCCCUGCUCUCUUCGUCGCGUUCCACAGGCGCAUCUCCCGCAACGCCCGCCGCCGGAUCUGCGCCCCCUACUUCUCCGUCCGUUCCGCAGGCCGGUGGCCAGCACUCCGGCGGGAACGACAACCGUGCACGCAAGCGCAAGAAGCAGGACAGCCGCCCUCGCAACAACCAUGGCUGCACAAACACUGGUGGCCAGUCACGCGGCACUCCCACGGCCGCCUCCUGGGACAACCCCUGGCACGGCGUGGUCCAGGCUUGGCCUCUCGCGGGUCUUCCCCAGGUCCAACCUACGGCUGGAGUGCUCGGUGCUCGUCCAGGGGUCCAGCCCUAG
This is a messenger RNA of Panicum virgatum (switchgrass), 1005 nucleotides long. RefSeq lists its product as uncharacterized. The record is from RefSeq and is a predicted model, not a curated record. NCBI's taxonomy places the organism in Eukaryota, Viridiplantae, Streptophyta, Magnoliopsida, Poales, Poaceae. Bases 1 to 1005 code for a protein of 334 amino acids. The transcript has a single exon.